AUGGGCUCUAUCGUAGAUACUGCCACAGCCGGCCCGGCUUUGGACUUGACAGUCCUUGGAAUGAACAGCGGAACAUCUAUGGAUGGCGUAGACUGUGUUUUAUGUCGUUUUAGACAAGAAGACCCAACACAGCCUGUCAGUUUGGAGUUGCUCAAGUAUGGAGAGACGCCGCUUGAUCCAGCAAUUAAGAAGCGGGUGAUGAAUAUGAUUCUUCACAACUCUACUUCACCAGAAGAAAUUGCAGAGAUUAAUGUGAUUCUGGGAGAGACGUUUGCCAAAGCAGCGUUGGAAUUCAUCAAGACGAAUAACAUCGACAAGUCUUCAAUAGACAUUAUUGGAUCUCACGGCCAAACAAUUUGGCAUAUUCCUCAUCCAAAGGACCAAGUCCGGACAACGCUCAGCAUGGGUGAAGGGGCCAUCAUCGCAGCUCGUACUGGAAUUACUACCGUGACCGAUUUCCGCGUCAGCGAGGUUGCUGUCGGUCGCCAGGGAGCUCCUCUUGUUGCUUUCUUUGACGCCUUGCUUCUGCACCAUCCUACCAAGCUGAGAGCCUGUCAGAACAUCGGGGGCAUUGCCAACGUAUGCUUCAUUCCUCCAGAUACUAAAGGAGAGCUGAAUGACGGAUUUUUCGACUUUGAUACUGGUCCCGGAAACGUUUACAUCGAUGCUGCUGUUCGUCAUUACACUGGUGGAGCGCGGGAAUACGACAAGGAUGGCGAAAUGGGUAAGCGAGGGAAAGUGGAUGAGGGGAUUGUGGACGAAUUCAUCUCCUCUCACCCAUACUUCCAGAGAUCCAUUCCCAAAACAACAGGCCGCGAAGAUUUCCGCGAUACCUUGGCACUGGAGAUAAUUUCCAAAGCUGAAGAAAAGGGUCUCUCGCCAGAUGACGUGGUUGCAACUAUCACGAGAAUCACGGCCCAGUCUAUAGUGGACCACUACAAGUGCUUCGCGCCGUCACAGGAUAUCGAUGAGAUAUUCCUCUGUGGCGGCGGCGCAUAUAAUCCCAACAUUGUGGACUUUAUUCAGAAAUGCUAUCCCGCGACAAGGAUAUACAUGCUUGAUGCGGCUGGUAUUCCGGCUGGUGCGAAGGAGGCCAUCACCUUUGCUUGGCAGGGCAUGGAUGCAAUCGUCGGUCGACCGGUUCCAGUGCCAGACCGGGUUGAAACAAGAAAAGAACAGAUUCUCGGCAAAGUAUCCCCUGGUGAUAAUUAUCGGCAGCUUAUGUAUACGGCAAUGCAGUUUGGGGCGGGGGCGAAGCUAGGAUCAGUGAGGGAUUUGAUCAACGUUGUGGAUGGUAAGGUGAUGGACAACAAGUGGUGA
Molecule: messenger RNA, 1320 nt
Organism: Trichoderma breve
Lineage: Eukaryota; Fungi; Ascomycota; Sordariomycetes; Hypocreales; Hypocreaceae
Product: anhydro-N-acetylmuramic acid kinase domain-containing protein
Exons: 2
Coding region: 1-1320 (439 amino acids)
Biological process (GO): peptidoglycan turnover; amino sugar metabolic process
Molecular function (GO): phosphotransferase activity, alcohol group as acceptor; ATP binding
Source: RefSeq, a predicted model, not a curated record